CCCUAGGAGGCCAGAUAGUCACAGGCUUACAGCUACAGAUGGUAUCUAGCACAAAGCUUGACGUCGAAGCGCGUCGGUCUGGUCAAGCACAAUGGUACGACAAUUGACUCAAAGUACGGCCGAUUAAUAACGGCGAAACCUAUUUCGUGCAUCUGUGUCUGUUAUCGGUAUUGGUUAUUCUCGUAUAUGUACACUUCUCUCGAGUGCUAUGUGUGAAGCGAGUGAUUGUGCAUGGAAGAAGGUUAAUUAAAAUUGUUUUUUCGUUUAGCCCAGGUGGGUUUUUAGCAUAUUUGUAGAUCUUACCGUAGUAAAGUGCUUCCGGUUCGACCCCACGUAUGGAUACGAUAUAUGAAUUACGGAAUGUACCUAUAACAAGUAGCUGCACAACGCUCGUAUCAUCUGUUACCGACCCCGAACAAAGAUGUUGUUAGUAGUCAAUCAAAUUAUCCCUACCGGAUCUUUUUUUGCUUGAGUUCCACGUAUGAGAGUCAAUAUAUCGUUCUAUGUACUUUAGCCAACAACAGGCCAGAGGUUUAAACCAAUGAAACGCAUGUGUCAGACCCUCCUAAUCAACUGGAAUCAACAAUGUGCUCUGCGGCACGGGUGCAUAAGUACGAUUGGAUCAAGCUGAGAAGAGACUGUUUUUGUUCUGCUUUUUCUACGUCACGGCUUCUCGUAGUCGCUGUUCAUCACGAACAGAUUCGCCGGACGGUAGAAGAAACGAAGGAAUGCGCUGGUUGCCAGGCGCCAAAGCAAAAUUGCAAAUGGCGGCCGCAGUGGAAGCUCGCCUUCCGCGUUUUAGCGCAACUCAAAUUGACGGAACUUGCUGUUUACGUUCCAAACAAGAUAGUGCUCCUGGUGCUCAAAUUGUGUUGUCAGUUGAUUCUUGUGAUGUGCCGCACAAUGUAAUGUGCCAGAAAUUUUGCCUGGUUCCUACUCCAAUCCUCAGUAAUUUUGGGAUUUCUCUCGCUAUGGCAGAAUAUUGAUUUAUCGCUGUAGUGACGUUCUGAGGGCUCUCACGAGCCCUCUUCUGCCAGUUCUAUAGUAGGUGUGGAAACAAUAGCCAUGAGCAGUGAACCUGAUGUGGCGACAGCCGCCAAAAAGCGAACCCUUGAACUCGAGGCGUUCUCGUCACUGGUCGACGCUCUACGAGCCGCAGGACCACUGACCCCCGAACGUAAAACGCUGUUGCAACAAACAGCUAACGCGCUCAAAAUCUCGGCUGAUCGAUACAAGGCCGAGAUCCGUCGGGCACUGGCUAAACCGAAUUUAUCUGGAGAGAUCGACGAAACAUCAUGGGCAAUGGAAGGUCGACGAGACACGUUCUUGCUGCCCCGAAAACCACCUCGAGCAACUCUGGCGGUCCCGUACGCCGCGUAUACGACACGGCUUACUCCUGCUCUUGUCCAGCUACCACGAGCGCCAUACAAGACUGUGGAAACGCAAACAGUAGCCCCAAAAGUGGCUGCCAAUCCAAAGCUCGUUGUAGUUAGCUCACCUCGCUCACAAGGUACCCAUACGAUGGUAUAUGCCAAACCUGCUGGCCAACAAAGACAGGUGCGAGUAUGUUCCACGCAGCAAGCUGGAACCCCUCAGCUGCCUGUGGUGGUCAGUGCUAAGGCUCAGCAGCAACAGACACCACAGCAACAACCAAAAAUGAUGACCGUUCCGACUGUUAUAAGGUCAUCUGGACCCGUUAUAUCUGUUCCAGUAAGCGCUGUUUCAAGUAGCAUUUGUAACAGCAACAAUGGCUGUAGCAGUAGCAGCAGCAUCAGUAGCGGUACCUCCAGUAAUCAGAGCUGCUGUGCUGUCAGUACAGCUACAGUCAAAAGUCUCCAACAGCCUGCUUGCCAGCAGAUUGGUAUCGGUUCAGUAAGUCAUCAACAUCACCAUGCUCAGCCGCAGUCCCAACAGACACCGCAACAAUGUAAGCAGAUCGUUAUUACUACACCCAAUACUGUUCAAGCGCAACAUCCUCAUCAACAGAUCGUGGAUAAAGUAAAUCUUCGCGCUUCACCGGGUAUACAGCAACAGUUUGCCUUGCAAACGGUGCAGGUUCGACCGACAGUUGGUACGCCGGUUGUCACCAAAGUGCUACAUCCUAACCGGACAAGCGAAUUAAAAGUGCUGCAGAAACCUCGGUUAGCGCAGGUUCGGACAACGGCCACCUCCAUAGCAUUGACAACGAUGAGUCCAACAGGCGUUCGGCUAGCCCCCACGUUAGCUAAUGUGACUAACGGAGGAAACAAGGUGCACAUUCACCCGACAGCAGCAAAUGGAGCCGGUGAAUCAGUACAGAGUGUCACAACGAUUAAACCGCCCACCAAAGUCAUAAAGUCACUAUCGCAGUGGAACUACGAUGAUCAUUCAGUAAUGGCCAAACCUGCCAUUGUUGCGCCAGUCGGCGCGGCCACGACGGCAAGAACAAUAUCGGCGCCUUCGUACGGCGGUGAGACGAUUCUACCAUCAUCCAGCUCAUCGUCAUAUCCUCAACAAUCGCAACAACAGCAAUACGUUCACCACCAAAAUGUACAACAUCCUGCACCAACAACAAAGAUUCAGCUAGCGAGCACCGGUGGCGGGACGGCAUCACAGACGCGCACGGUUCAGAUAGUCCAAAUGUCGACAAACGCUCAAGCUCCAAGCACACCCGCGCGGGUUCCGAAAUCCGUCCGAUUGAUCACCCCGUCGCAAGUCAGCGGCGCACCGCCGUCCCAUGGUACCAGCGGCAGCAGUAGCAGUAUGACGAAUAAUAAUAGUAACAGCAAUUAUAGUAAAAACGGCAGUAGUAGCCAUCAUACUAAUAACAAUAAUAAUGAUAAUAACACUGGUAGUAGUAUUAAUAGUACCAAUUGUAGUAAAAGUAGUAAUGUUAGUACGCAAGGUCAUUUACAUGGGCGUGGGCACCACGGAAGUCACCCGCCGGUGACGACAGCAGCGACACCGAUGACGACAACUACAACAAACAACCAGCCACGACCAUGCGACAACUCCUUAGAGUCGGCGGUCAGCGCCGCAACGAAGGUUGUAAACAGUAAUGUUGUCGUACAGAACCUUCCGUAUCAGAACUACCAAGGAUCGAUCUACAAGAUGGUCCCAGAAGACGUCAUCAUGGAAGAGGAGGUCGCCUGAGAGCUCAAUGAAUGGUGAAACUCCCUCAAUGUGAACCUGUUUUUUCUGUUGAUGCACGGUAGGACUUCCUAGAAAGGUAGAUUUUGUUGAUUGAACUAAUGUGACUAUAGUUUGAGCAACAGACAGUCCUCUCGACUGAAAAAGCAAAACAACAAAAGCGUUAUAUUUUGUAUUAAGAACUAAUUGAGUCUUGAUAGUAGUUCUAAUUCAGUUGCUUUAACAAACCACAAUAGACAUCUACUCGACUAGGUAUCAUGCCAGCCCGUGACGGAAAAAAACUGGUUCGACUUGUAGAUCUGUAAAUGAAACUGUGAAACAAAGCUCUCGCUCAUAUGAGAGCCGUUUAAAAACUAU
Varroa destructor (honeybee mite) is the source of this 3486-nucleotide messenger RNA. RefSeq lists its product as uncharacterized. Lineage: Eukaryota; Metazoa; Arthropoda; Arachnida; Mesostigmata; Varroidae. The record is from RefSeq and is a predicted model, not a curated record.